CAAACAAAACGCACUGACGCAGUGAAGCCGUGGACUUGCGGCAACAGUGCAGAGAGAAAAUAAUUGGUCAACUUGAUUCUUCUAGACUCUUUACUGUAAUCAGCCAGUGUUCUUCCAUGACGCCCAGGCAACCCGCCAGUAACAAGGAUGGCCUAACCUUGCCCACGGGGCGCGACGUCACCAUGUUAAAGACAUUCUUGGUCUAUAAAGGAGACAUUCUAGUUUAUCUCCAAACAUUAUUUUUUUAAAUUUAGCUGGAAGAACAGAGCUUUUUGAGACCAAUCAAUUAAACCAUAAAUGAACAAUGGCGCCGAUGAAUGAAAGACAUAUGAACGAUACCUCUAGUAAGGCGUCAGCGAGCCCCGCGGAGCCCAAGGGGAAGCGACCCCCAGUGCUGGUGGACGGGGUGACUCUGAACGGCCCCACGCUGGACAUCCGGGAAGCAGAGAGCUUCCUCAGAGACGCCAUGCCCAUCAUCAUGGAGGAGGCCGUCUGGAAGGCUACUGACGUCAAGGAGAAGGUGUGCGAGUGGCGCUCUCCGGAGCAGCUGAAGGACCUAUUAGACCUAGAGCUGAGGGAAGGAGGCGAGGCACAUCCCCAGAUACUGCAGCGCUGUCGGGAUGCCAUCCGAUACAGUGUCAAGACCGGACAUCCUCGCUUCUUCAACCAGCUCUAUGCAGGCAUGGACCCUUAUUCACUAGUGGGCCGAUUCAUCACAGAAGCCAUCAACCCCAGUCUGUACACGUACGAGGUGGCUCCAGUGUUCCUGCUGACAGAGGAGGCGGUUCUGCAGAAGAUGAUUGAGAUCAUUGGAUGGCAGGAGGGAGGGGACGGCAUCUUCAGCCCAGGUGGCUCUGUGUCCAACAUGUAUGCUGUGAACGUGGCCAGGUACCACCACUGUCCUGAUGUGAAGGUGCUGGGCCUGUCUGCCUUGCCUAGACUGGUCAUGUUUACAUCUCAGGAGUGUCAUUACUCGGUUGCCAAAGCAGCGGCUUUCCUGGGAAUUGGCACCAACAAUGUUUAUGUGAUUCCGUCAGAUAAGAGAGGGAAGAUGAUUCCUGCGGAGUUUGAGAAGCAAGUACAGAGAGCCAAAGAUGAGGGAGCGUUGCCCUUCAUGGUGAACGCCACAGCAGGGACCACCGUACUAGGGGCCUUCGACCCGCUGGAGGAGAUAGCUGACAUCUGUGAACGACACAAUCUAUGGAUGCAUGUAGAUGCAUGUUGGGGAGGAGGAGCCCUGAUGUCUAAGAAACACAGAUACCUGCUGCAGGGCAUUCACAGAGCCAACUCAGUAGCAUGGAAUCCUCACAAGAUGCUGAUGGCUGGUCUACAGUGCUGUGCAUUCAUGGUUCGGGACAAAACGAAUCUUCUCCAGCGGUGUCACUCGGCCCAGGCCUCCUACCUCUUCCAGCAGGAUAAGUUCUAUGACGUCAGCUAUGACACGGGAGACAAGUCCAUUCAGUGCAGCCGCAAGCCCGACGCCUUCAAGUUCUGGCUGAUGUGGAAAGCCAUCGGCACCAAGGGUCUAGAAGAGAGAGUGGAAAGAGCCCUCGCUAUGGCCAGAUAUCUGGCAGAGGAGAUCAAGAAGAGAGAUGGAUUCCGUCUUGUGAUGGAGCCGGAGUACACCAACGUCUGUUUCUGGUACAUUCCUCCCAGUCUGAGGGACAUGGCUGACGGACCUGAGUUCUGGAGAAAUGUCCAUGCGGUGGCGCCAGUGGUUAAGGAGCGCAUGAUGAAGAAGGGCUCUAUGAUGGUAGGCUACCAGCCCCAUGGAGACAAGGCUAACUUCUUCAGACAGAUCAUCAUUAGCCCUCAGGUCAGCAGAGAAGACAUGGACUUUCUGCUGGACCAAAUACACAGCCUGGGGAUGGACUUAUGAUCCCACGAGGAAUACCUACAAAAUGGCACCCUCUUCCCUCAAUGAGCCCUGGUCAAAAGUAGUGCACUAUACAGGGGAUUUGGGGUACCAUUUUGAACAAAACCCAAAUGGUCAUGUUCAGUUGGCACGAAACAGGAGAUCCUGUUUUGAAACUGAGUGAAACGGAAGAGGUGGUACCCCAACGUCCUAUAGGAAGUUUCCAAACGUCCUAUAAGAAGUUUCCAAACGCCCUAUAAGAAGUUUCCAAACGUCCUAUAAGAAGUUUCCAAACGUCCUAUAAGAAGUUUCCAAACCAUCCUAUAAGAAGUUUCCAAACCAUCCUAUAAGAGGUUUCCAAACCAUCCUAUAAGAAGUUUCCAAAACAUCCUAUAAGAAGUUUCCAAAACAUCCUAUAAGAAGUUUCCAAAACAUCCUAUAAGAAGUUUCCAAACGUCCUAUAAGAAGUUUCCAAACGUCCUAUAAGAAGUUUCCAAAACAUCCUAUAAGAAGUUUCCAAAACAUCCUAUAAGAAGUUUCCAAACAUCCUAUAAGAAGUUUCCAAAACAUCCUAUAAGAAGUUUCCAAAACAUCCUAUAAGAAGUUUCCAAAACAUCCUAUAAGAAGUUUCCAAAACAUCCUAUAAGAAGUUUCCAAACGUCCUAUAAGAAGUUUCCAAACGUCCUAUAAGAAGUUUCCAAACAUCCUAUAAGAAGUUUCCAAAACAUCCUAUAAGAAGUUUCCAAACGUCCUAUAAGAAGUUUCCAAAACAUCCUAUAAGAAGUUUCCAAAACAUCCUAUAAGAAGUUUCCAAAACAUCCUAUAAGAAGUUUCCAAACAUCCUAUAAGAAGUUUCCAAACGUCCUAUAAGAAGUUUCCAAAACAUCCUAUAAGAAGUUUCCAAAACAUCCUAUAAGAAGUUUCCAAACAUCCUAUAAGAAGUUUCCAAAACAUCCUAUAAGAAGUUUCCAAACGUCCUAUAAGAAGUUUCCAAAACAUCCUAUAAGAAGUUUCCAAACGUCCUAUAAGAAGUUUCCAAAACAUCCUAUAAGAAGUUUCCAAACAUCCUAUAAGAAGUUUCCAAACAUCCUAUAAGAAGUUUCCAAACAUCCUAUAAGAAGUGUGUUAACUUGUUCUCUUAUUUGGUGCCCCAGGGCUGUGCAGAAGCCUCAGCAUGUCAUCCUUCCAUUGCCCGUCUCCAUAAAGUGCUCUAACGAUGACCUGUUUCUGCUAUUCACUAUCGAUUCCAUUUGUAAUUCUGAGGACAGGCAGUGUGUCCGUCCAUGAGACUGUAAACACAGUAGCUUGUUGACGGUUUUGAGGGCUCAACCUCUUUAUAGGAACCAGUUUCAGAUUAAAUUAAAAACUGAAAAGUCAUUAUCCUUUUAUGUCAAUGUGAUUUAUUUUUUAGAGUAAUAUAAUAAAUACUGUUUAAAAUAUAACUGCUGUUAGAAAACGAGGCGUGCAACUUUUAGUAAAAGCUGAAAUGUUCUGAAGAUAGUUUAGGAGAUAUGAUUUUAAGCGAUACCGAUUGAUUGUAAAGAGAUUUAUAUAAAUAUUAAUAUAUGUGGGUUAUCUGAUGAGAUUAAUAUAUAAUCUUUAGAGAAUACUGAUGUGUAAUGUGAUGAAAGAGCUUUAAAUUGAUUUUAGUUCUUUAUUUUCAUUUGGAUUUUCACUUUUGAAUUAAUUUUCUUCCACACGCAUUAACUUUGACGAUUUAAAUUUUUUAAUUUUUUUUUUUUAAAACAUAGCACACCUAGUGCCUGAAUACUGUGAGUCCACCUACAUAAAUCAGACAGAUCUUAAAAUGGCUACCGUUGUUAUGUUGAAUAAACAGUUGUUGUUUACUUUACUUAAAGCCAACAGAUUAAAUGCUUUCUUUCUGGUUUUAAACGGACUCAAAAUGCCUGUUAUUUAGUCAUUUACUACGAGACGAUAAUAAGACGAUAUAAGUGGUCAAACCUUAAUGCAUUACAGUUGCUUUAUAAUGCAUUAUACCAGUUGGCUUUAUAAGGAAUUACAGUUGCUUUAUAAUGCAUUAUACCAGUUGGCUUUAUAAGGAAGGUGUUUUGUGUUUGUAGUUUGCCGUCAAAGAGAAUGGUGUUUACUUUAAACUUGUACGAAGUUCUGGGUACAAUACUAGGAUACGUUCUGUAGCAUACCUCAUAUCGUAUUCUGGCAAGACAUUCUGUUUUCUCUUGUUGUUUUUGUUUUGUUCCAAUAGCAUUUUGUUCAGAUAUGUUGUCUGAAAAAAGCCUGUAUGUUUUUUUUGUAGAUGGAGGUUUCACUGAGAAUGAUUUCUUUUUCUUUUUCAGUGAAAAUAAAACCAUUUGUUUACUGAA
This is a messenger RNA of Oncorhynchus kisutch (coho salmon), 4197 nucleotides long. RefSeq names its product acidic amino acid decarboxylase GADL1-like. The coding region runs from base 305 to 1879 and encodes 524 amino acids. NCBI's taxonomy places the organism in Eukaryota, Metazoa, Chordata, Actinopteri, Salmoniformes, Salmonidae. Gene Ontology annotation, molecular function: carboxy-lyase activity; pyridoxal phosphate binding. The record is from RefSeq and is a predicted model, not a curated record. Gene Ontology annotation, biological process: carboxylic acid metabolic process. The transcript is spliced from 14 exons. Gene Ontology annotation, cellular component: cytoplasm.